Messenger RNA from Triticum turgidum subsp. durum (durum wheat), 831 nucleotides. The record is from the annotation of a GenBank genome assembly. NCBI's taxonomy places the organism in Eukaryota, Viridiplantae, Streptophyta, Magnoliopsida, Poales, Poaceae.
AUGACUAUAGAUCGUGUGCUGUGCCGUCCUUCCCUCGGAGCGCAGAACAAAAACCUCAGCCAUUGGCCGGAGAGCACGCGAGAAAUCAGUUCGUCCGACGACAUGGCGGCCGGAGCAGCGGGAGGAGGGAGUGACGAGCUCAAGCUGCUGGGGGCCUGGGUGAGCCCGUUCGUGCACCGGGUGCAGGUCGCGCUGCACCUCAAGGGGCUCACCGGCUACGAGUACGCCGAGGAGGACCUCACCAACAAGAGCGACCUCCUCCUCGCCUCCAACCCCGUCCACACCAAGGUCCCCGUGCUCCUCCACGCCGGCAAGCCCGUCUGCGAGUCCAUGCUCAUCGUGCAGUACCUCGACGAGGCCUUCCCCGGCUCCGGCCCCGCCCUCCUCCCCGCCGACCCCCACGACCGCGCCGUCGCGCGCUUCUGGGCCGCCUACGCCGACGACCAGUUCUUUGCGUCGUGGAUCAAGGCGUUCGUGGGGACGACGGACGAGGAGAGGGCGGCGGCGACGGAAGCCGCGGCGGCAGCGCUGCAGAAGAUGGAGGGCGCCUUCGGCGAGUGCUCCAAGGGCAAGCCCUUCUUCGGCGGCGACGGCCCGGGGUACGUGGACAUCGCGCUCGGCGGGUUCGUCGCGUGGAUGCGCGCGUUCCACGCGGUGGCCGGCGUGAACCUCCUGGACGCCGCCCGGACCCCGUUGCUGGCGGCCUGGGCGGACCGCUUUGCCGCGCUCGACGCCGCCAAGGAGGUCAUCCCGGACGUCGACCGCAUCGCCGAGUUCGCCAAGCACGGUCUGCUGCCGCUGCUCCAGAAACUGCAUAGUACGAAAAACUGA